CCAUAAUCAGAUUUCACUCUAAACCACAUGACAGUCUGUACCUUAGUAUUAGUACAAAGACUAUAGCUAGCUAGCUAGCUACUGCAUGUACUACACAGAGUUGAAUAGCAAGAGCUAGCAGUUAUAGAGGGUGCAGUUCCCCAUGGCCAGUGAGGACAGUAACAGAGUGGUUGGUGUAGCUCUGUGUGGGUUUGGGAGAGCAGGUCAGAUCCACUUCCAUGGUAUACGACAGAAUCACCACGCCAGACUCAAGUAUGUGGUGGACAUGAUCGGAGAGGAGGGUGUGCUGGAGAGAAUUGCCGGGUGUCUGGCAGAGUAUCAUAUGACCCACGUACAACCAGUCAGCAAGGAACAGUUUGAUGAGAUAGUUCUCAAGGACCCUGAAGUGGAGGCCGUUGUUGUGGCCACUCCGACCGACUCCCACGAGUACUACGUGCGCAGAGCCCUGGAGGCGGGGAGAGGCGUGUUCUGUGAGAAACCCAUCGCUGGUAACAUUAGAGACGUCAGUGCCUGCUACGAUAUCGCCGAGAAGAACGGGCGACCUCUGUACUGUGCCUUCAAUCGAAGAUUCGACGCUGGCAUGCGAAACGUGUACAAUCAAGUGAGAGCAGGGAAAAUUGGACGCGUGUAUCAGAUCAAGACUUGCAGUAGGGACUCCCCCCUUCCCUCGCUGGCCUAUCUGAAGAUCUCGAAUGGAAUGUUCCAUGAUUGUGCAGUACACGAUAUAGACAUGGUGUGCUGGGUGGUGGGGGAGCAACCUGUGAAGGUGAUGGCUGAGGGGAGUGCUUUUGAUGAGGGAAUACGAUCCAUUGGAGACGUCGACACUGUUGCUAUCAUCCUCAAGUUCCCGAGUGGAGUCAUCGCUACUAUUGACCUGAACAGGCACUCUAGCUACGGCUAUGACCAGCGACUGGAGGUGCUGGGAGAGAAGGGUAUGCUCCGUGUGGAGAACGUGAGUGAGGAUUCUGUCUCUCUCUCGGCAAAUGGUGGGGUCACCAUGAAGCCCCUCCUCUAUUCUUUCCCUCAACGCUACGAGGCGGCCUAUCGUCUGGAGCUGGACCACUUCAUCACACUGCUACGAGACCCCACCCAGCCAUCGUGUGUGACUCGGGAACAGACGUUGCUGGCUACUAGAGUGGCUGAUGCGUGUGAGGUGUCUCUGAAGGAGGGGAGGGCAGUUGACCUCUGACCUCAUCAACACACCACCUGCAGAGAACUCUGAACUAUGUGUUUAUAUAUAGUUGUGUACCUUGCAAUUGUACAUGUAAAACAGUUUUAAAAUUUGAAAUUCAUAAAUAUUCAAAUAAUGAUGAUAAUCAAGUGAUUCGAAAGUGA
This is a messenger RNA of Halichondria panicea, 1335 nucleotides long. Its product is annotated as myo-inositol 2-dehydrogenase-like. The coding region runs from base 143 to 1189 and encodes 348 amino acids. Gene Ontology annotation, biological process: NADPH regeneration. The record is from RefSeq and is a predicted model, not a curated record. The transcript is spliced from 3 exons. Gene Ontology annotation, cellular component: cytoplasm. Lineage: Eukaryota; Metazoa; Porifera; Demospongiae; Suberitida; Halichondriidae. Gene Ontology annotation, molecular function: oxidoreductase activity; nucleotide binding.